Messenger RNA from Phanerochaete carnosa HHB-10118-sp, 1094 nucleotides. RefSeq lists its product as uncharacterized. Lineage: Eukaryota; Fungi; Basidiomycota; Agaricomycetes; Polyporales; Phanerochaetaceae. The transcript is spliced from 4 exons. The coding region runs from base 92 to 847 and encodes 251 amino acids. The record is from RefSeq and is a predicted model, not a curated record.
GGACCCACUUAGGGUUCCGUCAUGUUCCCUUGGGCACGAAUUUGCUCAUAGUAGGCGAGCGAAAUCAUCAAGCUCCUCUACUCUCAACAACAUGUCUCUCCCACUCUCAGGCAAAGUCGCACUUGUCACCGGCUCCUCUCGCAACAUCGGUGCCGCUGUCGCCAAACGUCUUGCAGACGACGGCGCAAGCGUGGUCAUCAACUACAACGGCAGCGAAGGCGCGGCCAAUGAGCUGGUGGAGAAGAUUAACGAGGAGGGGAAUGGCAAGGCCGUCGCCAUCCAGGCGGACGUGUCUUCCACUGAGGGGGGAAACAAGCUGAUCGAGGAGACGGUCAACCACUUCGGGCAGCUGGACAUCCUCGUCCUGAACGCGGGCAUGAUGAAGAACGUGUCCUUCGACGCUAUCGACGAGAAGCUCUUUGAUGACCACUUCACCGUCAAUGUGAAAGUGCCCCUUUUUAUGGUGAAGACCGCGUCGAAGCAUUUGAAGGCUGGCGCACGUGUAGUCUUCUUUUCCUCCGCAACCACCAAGUUCUCGAGCGUCCCGCCGAACUACCUUAUCUACACUGCCACGAAGGGUGCCAUCGAGCAGAUGACCCGCGUGCUCGCCAAGGACCUUGGCGCGAAGGGCAUUAACGUGAACGCGAUUGCACCUGGCCCAACCGAUACCGACCUCUUCCGCGCUGGCAAGAGCGAGCAGCUCGUCCAGUUCUUCUCCAACUUGCAUCCUCAGAAGCGGAUUCCUCAGCCGAAUGAAAUUGCGCCUAUCAUCGCGUUCUUGUCGCGAGAUGAAGCAGGUUGGAUAAACGGACAGACAAUCUUUGUCAAUGGAGGAUACGCUGUAUGAACAACAACUGGAAAAUGCACUGUGUGCGCUAUGUAAUGAUGAGCAUAAUAAAUGUCGAGUUUCGUUCAGCAUAGCUCUCUCGGGCCGAAGGGUGCACGCACGAGACUAGGAUUAGACGCCUGCGACUGUUCAUUCGUUGAGCCCAAGUUGCUCACUGUCCGUUUUCUUCCGCUAUCGCACAUCGUCAGCACAUGCGCAUACUGGGUCUAGUACUGUCUCUUGGUAAUCGAUAUCGCACAUUCAUGAG